CUCGCGAGAACGCGGGUCCUACCGCUCUGCUGUUUGUGUUUGUGGGGAGGUCUGAGAAACGCGUAGCCUUCCAGCUGAUGUCUCGCAGUGACCAAACUAUCACUGGGUAUUGCAUGUACGUACUGAAGAAACAAGACGGAACUACAGUCGUGGUGUGAGUGUGGGGAAGAAACCGUUUACACCCUCUUCCUCCGAGUCAUUUAGUCUGCUAGACGGCUCACAGAAGACCUUAUGGCUAGAGGGCUCACAUGCGUCCUUUAAAACGAGGAGGACCUUGUAUGCGCGAGUUGUGAUGGGGGAACAAGGGGCACAGGAAAUGGAUAGCCAGCUGCUGCGGAGACCCUGUGAGAGAUUCGAUAUUCGGUGGACUUUUCGCUUUCUGUGGGCCGUCUGUACAGCGCGAGGUCUCGGGCUGAAUUCUCCGAGUGGAGCAAGCGUUUUCGGUCCAGUUUAGCAGCUAAGUUUUCGCCUUUAAGUUCGAAAGAAACCGCGACCCGAUGUGCUCUUCUCUUCACCUCGCCAAACGAUUAUGCCAUUGUUUUGCCUCGCACCACGGGGCCACUGAUGGAGACCUAUAGACGGAUAUAAUCCCCUACUGUGCUAAAAUCUGAUAAAAAGGAACUGUUUUGAAAGGUUUAGUUGACUGUUACAGACUCUCCCGGUCCGUGGUUUUCAUUCACAGAGGCGUGGACGCGAUGAGAAAUGGAUAAACUAACCAUUAUCUCAGGAUGUCUCUUUCUCGCAGCAGAUAUUUUUGCCAUAGCAAGUAUAGCAAAUCCCGAUUGGAUCAACACAGGGGAGGCUGAAGGUGCACUGACAGUGGGCCUCGUUCAGCAAUGUCAGACCAUCCAUGGGCGCGACCGCACCUGCAUCCCGCCGAGCCUGCCUCCCGAGUGGGUGACCACGCUCUUCUUCAUCAUCAUGGGCAUCGUCUCCCUCACCAUCACCUGCGGCCUUCUGGUCCUCUCGCACUGGCGACGUGAGGCCACCAAGUACGCACGCUGGAUCGCCUUCACAGGAAUGGUUCUCUUCUGCAUGGCCGCCCUGAUAUUUCCUAUUGGAUUUUACAUCGACGAGGUCGGCGGACAGCCUUACAAGUUGCCCAACAACACGGUUGUUGGCUCCUCCUAUGUACUCUUUGUUCUCUCCAUUUUCUUCACAAUAGUGGGACUACUUUUCGCAGGAAAGGUGUGCUUACCUGGGUGACUUUUUUGUUCUUCUUCAAAUGUUGUUGUUGCCAAGUUGGGGAGAAAACGAAACAAAGAAGCCUGUGAAGGACUGAAGAGCAUUUUUGUUUUUAAAAAUGCAUAGUGAAGAAGGGGGACAGGAGACGAGGCACUUGUGUUUCCAGAACUUUCCCUCCUGUAAUGCACUAUAGAAGAUGAUGGUGCCACUCCAACAAGGAACGCUGAAAGAGGGCGCAGAGUACAGACCAAAAAAAACGAAAACGCCAUGCCAUAAAACACCAUGCUUGCUGCUCACAGCGCAGCAGCACACACACCAUACAUAAACUCCAGCUUCAGUCUUCAUCCUUAUUUCCCCUCACAUUUCAGUGGUCACCCUCCCAUGUUCACGAGGUCUGUGUUUGUUAGGGAUGUUGUCUUCUUGGAAAGUGUUACUUGGAAGGGCGAGCGAAAACCGAAGAUGUCUUUUUUUUUUUCCUUUUUCAAAGGGAACUUUGUAAAUUAAAAUAUUUAAAAAUGAAGCCAGUCACGAGUGCUGGCCAAAUGGACGUGGGGGCUGGCCACAGAUUCGUGGAAAAGUGAGGACAUGUGCAUCUCCACAGAGGGAAGGCCUCAAAGGUAUGACUGAUCAACAGAAUCCAACCUUGUCAAAGAGAGACUUCAUCGACAAGGUGAUUUUUUUUGUAUGUUAAUGGUUCAAUUAUUGAGCUAAUAAAGUUGUUUUUCCCCUCUUCUGUAAACGCACUGCAGCAGGGUAUCUCACUCACCUAUGUUUUUCUUGCUCUAUUUGCUUCAUUCAAUGUGUCAAGUGUGUUUCGUUAUUUUUGUUGCCCAAUGGAUCUGUAGAGCUGUAACCAUGUCAGGAAGCCCUGUGAUGAAGCUGAAACACUUGGGCAAAACACCAAGAGCCAUUAUAAACUGUUACAAACCAAAAAUGACUGGAUUAUUUGUUUUGGUUGGUGUAUUUGUUUUUUUAACUUUGGAAUGGGCAUACAUGGGGUAUUGUAACCUAGAAAUGUUUGAUAUUACAGAAGAAUGUGUUUAAAAGUUUUGCAUACGUGUUGCUGACGUUACAACAGAUUUUCCCCAACAUCUCUGUUUGUAACCUCGGAAAAAGCGUUUCUACAACAUCAUAUUUUUCUGCCUCUGACCUUCCACAGUUGGCACACCAUGGUAGCUAUUUAAAGCUAUUCCGUUUUGAGCUCAAUAUUGCCUCUUUGUGAGGUGCACAUGUUUUUUUUUUCUUUUACUUCAAUAGUGUCUCUCAGUUUCCAUGGCAACUCAUACAUACAGAUACAGUAGCAUUGGAGGGAGCAGUAAAAGCUUGAGUGGCUUUUACCUGUGUAUAUAUAGCUCAUUUAGCCCAGUCUUACAAUCAUUGGAAUGGAGCGAUGAUGAUGGAUAGCUAUUGUGACCAAAAUACUGUAUGCAUCUAACGGAGUGGGUGGCGAAUUGUGUUGUUACCUGACCCUGACCUGUCCCUGACUGUACUGUCUUUCCGAGAGGGUAUUUUUUCCCUGGACAUUGAAGGAUUGGAGUGACGAGUCAGCACAAUGUUAAAUCACUCUAAACCUUCAGUGAGCCUUUGUCCUGCACCUUAUCCUGGGAUGUGCACAAUUUGUCAACCUCCGCUGGAUGAAUGUUGCCAUAUGCUUACAAGAAAAAAGGUCAAUUGAGUUCAGCUUUUUGUCAGACAAAGAUGGCUACCAGGGCUUGACAAAGUUUUUGCUUACCAGCCUGCCUCAGUUGCUAGUGGUUUUCCCAGAGUCACAGGCCGUUCAGCCUUUCUA
Engraulis encrasicolus (European anchovy) is the source of this 2974-nucleotide messenger RNA. RefSeq lists its product as uncharacterized. Gene Ontology annotation, biological process: negative regulation of smoothened signaling pathway. Lineage: Eukaryota; Metazoa; Chordata; Actinopteri; Clupeiformes; Engraulidae. The transcript has 3 exons. The record is from RefSeq and is a predicted model, not a curated record. Gene Ontology annotation, cellular component: Golgi apparatus; ciliary membrane. The coding region runs from base 703 to 1206 and encodes 167 amino acids.